AUGGCAUCUCUCGUCAGGGCGGCGGCGUGCCACGCCUCACCCGUAUUCCUGUCUGCAAGAGCAACAACAGACAAAGCACUCUCUUUGAUUCACCAAGCAGCAAAGAACAAGGCCAAUAUUGUCGUCUUCCCGGAGACUUACAUACCUGCCUUCCCCGUAUGGAGCGCUCUGCGACCUCCGACCGAAAAUCACGACCUAUUCCGCCGCAUGGCUCUCGAAUCCGUUCUCGCAGACGGAGAGGAGGUCCAAGCCAUCCGGGCUACUGCAAAGCAGACUGGAACCAUCGUCAGCAUGGGAAUAUCGGAAAGAGUCCACUCGAGCAGCGCUACGCUGUAUAAUUCUAACCUGCUCAUCGGAAGCAACGGGGACAUUCUCGUCCAUCACCGGAAACUUGUGCCGACCUUUUUCGAGAAGCUGACCUGGAGCAACGGUGACGGUCACGGUUUGAGAGUUUCGGAGACAGCCUUCGGGAAGAUAGGGAAUCUCAUCUGCGGCGAAAAUACCAACUCGCUGGCUCGUUAUGCCCUGAUGGCACAAGGCGAACAGAUUCAUAUUUCCACGUGGCCUGCAGUAUGGCCUACUAGACCGUUGAAAUCAGUCCCAUCAAGCGUUUCAGGUGGGCCCGGAAGUCAAGAUGACAAGAAUUCGAAUGGGACUUCGUCGACCUCAAGAAACUACGAUAAUGUUUCCGCUAACAAAACACGUGCUGCCGCGCAUUGCUUCGAAGCAAAAUGCUACGGUAUAGUGUGCGCUGGCGUGCUUGAGAAUGAAGCCAUCAAGAUUAUCGCCGAAGGUGCCGAAGAUCCAGAUAGAGUUUCCCAAAUCAUGAGGGAUUCACAGAGGGGUAUCAGCAUGUUUUUCGACCCUACAGGGGCGCCCAUUCAAGGGUUCACGGUCAAUAGCGCCAACGGUGAAAUGGAAGCGAGGGAAUUCUUACAAAAGGAAGAAGGAAUCUUGUAUGCGGACUUCCACCUGGAGGAAUGCAUCGAGGGGAAACAGUAUCACGACGUAGCUGGGGGUUAUCAGAGGCUGGACGUCUUCGAGCUUAGGGUGAACCGUCACCGGAAGAGCCCUGCAGUAUUCUCGGAUAGCAGCGUGCAUGGGAAGACUUUAGACACUCGGCCUAUAGCUCAGACAACAGAAGCGGGCGAUUAA
Molecule: messenger RNA, 1155 nt
Organism: Diaporthe amygdali
Lineage: Eukaryota; Fungi; Ascomycota; Sordariomycetes; Diaporthales; Diaporthaceae
Product: nitrilase
Exons: 1
Coding region: 1-1155 (384 amino acids)
Molecular function (GO): catalytic activity
Source: RefSeq, a predicted model, not a curated record